Neoarthrinium moseri is the source of this 798-nucleotide messenger RNA. RefSeq lists its product as uncharacterized. NCBI's taxonomy places the organism in Eukaryota, Fungi, Ascomycota, Sordariomycetes, Amphisphaeriales, Apiosporaceae. Gene Ontology annotation, biological process: protein depalmitoylation. Gene Ontology annotation, cellular component: cytoplasm. Gene Ontology annotation, molecular function: palmitoyl-(protein) hydrolase activity; carboxylic ester hydrolase activity. Bases 1 to 798 code for a protein of 265 amino acids. The record is from RefSeq and is a predicted model, not a curated record. The transcript has a single exon.
AUGCCGACACGAAUCCCCAAGGAGGAGGACUUCGAGAGUCUUCCCCCAGCUUUGAAGGUCAUCCUGACAUACCCUGAAGUGGCGGAAACCACAACCGCCAUCUUGAUUGUCUUCCACGGGCUUGGGGACGGGGAGGAAAACUUCUCCACCUUCGCCAAGAACACCAAGCUGCCGGGUGUGCUUGCUAUCACGGUCCGCGGUGUGUCACCACUACCACCUGCAUUGCUCGGCCUACCAGAAUCCGAGGCAUCACAACCCGCGAGGCACUUCCAUUGGGGUGAUGACCUAACUAUCACAUCCAGUUCUGGGGAUCUGGAUCCGGAUCCGGGAUAUGCGAAGGCGAAAUCACUAGUCAUGGACGAACUGAUCCGUGGCAUACUGAUCGAGAAAUGUGGUUGGGAGACCAACGACAUUCUGCUUUUUGGUUAUGGCCAAGGAGGUACUCUGGCCCUGGGCCUUGCAUCGAAACUCCGCGACACCGAGAAAGUUGUGGAUGUCACCGAUGGAGACCGGACUCCAGAGACGGCAUUCAAAGGCGUUGUGUCGAUUGGCGGGCCGCUCCCGUCUAGCAUGAUCCCGACGACUAGCAACCGGGAGAAGGCACGGACUCCGGUUUUGAUUUGCCAUGGCAGAGCCAGUGAAUUGGUCGGGGACGAAGAGGUAGAUCUCAUGAAGAACGAAUUCGUCGAUGUGAGGGAAGUGAAGUGGCAAAAGCCUGAGGAUAGAAUGCCCGAGAGCCGGGAAGAAAUGCUCCCUAUCAUGCAAUUCUUCGCUGAGAGGCUAGAUAGGAGCUUUUAG